GACACAUCGCUCCGUGGCCUCUGCUGCAGGACGCAAAAAACCAACUGCUGCAGGACGUGCACACGAUUAGCUCGCGUCAAUCGUUCCAAGUUAUUUUAUCCAUAUAAGCCCAUGUGAAUGUCCGCGAUACCUUGAAUAAAUGCGGAUUCGUCGCAGCAGUGCUAUAGUGUAGUUAUUUCAUGCCGCGACGGCGUACCGUCCCGUCAAUUUCAGCGUACACAAACAAAGUCAGUGUAUAUAUAUAUUUGAAAAUCUGGGUCGUUAUAGCGGCUGCAACGAGAUAAUUGUUGAAUCGGUGCAUCGAUCAAGUGCUUUGUUUAAGUGUUGAUAACUACGAUUAACAACGACAUGGACGAUCUCGAUGCCUUACUGGCCGACUUGCAGAACACGGUUUCGACGGACUCGGCGCUGCUGAACAACAGCGGAAGUACACCCGGCUAUGGCUCGAUCAACGGCACGCGCCAGCAGCAUCAGCAUCAGCAGCGAGAGCAGCAGCACCUGCACAACAAUGCGUCGCCGUCUUCCUACAAGACGUACGAGAACUGCGCCACUCCCCCGCCCAUGUCUUCGCAGUCGCCGACCUAUCAGAAUCGGGAAGCGAUCGAGGAGGCGAGGAUAAGCGUCAACAAUGCCGCCGGCCACGGUCGGCACUAUCCGCAUCCCAGCGGAGCAGCGUCGUCUUCGACCGGGUCCAGCUCGAAAAUGCCGUCGCUCAACAACAACCUCACCGAGUUGGACACGCUUCUGCAAGACCUGAGCAACGCCCGCUACAAUUCGUAUCCCCAAGAACGAGACGUGAGAGAUGGCGUGACAAAUGGUGUUCGUCGCAGUCCAAUGCUGCGCUCGACGAGUAGCCUGUCACCGAGUGGACCGACGGUCGACAGUUUGCUGGAAGAGUUAGCCACAGGAAUGCCGAAUGGGGAUUACUCGAACGGCGGACAGCGCAUGAAGGUCACCAUUCAGGAGACGUCGAUGGACCUGCAGCCCACGGGGCCAAUGGACGGCUAUUAUCCGCCGAGUCAUCAGGGCUCGCUGAGCAGACGAGGAAGCGAGCAGCAGCACGGCUACAGCAACGGCCACCACACGGCCAGCAACGCCACCAGAGAGCUCGACGACCUAAUGGCUUCCUUAUCGGAAUUCAAGAUGAACCAGCAGCCACCACCACCAACGACUUCGCUUCAGCAACGGAGUAGUGAAUCUAGCGGAGGUAUAAGACAUCAGCAGUCGCACACGAGCAACAGUUGCGGUAGCAGUCCGCUGCCUGGAAACGAACAGACGACCACGACAACGUGCAGCCGAGUUUACGUACAAGAGACCCGACAGCAGGGCCAUCCUCAGUAUAUACCGGCACACUACGAGAGCAAUCAUCUAGUACAUCAGCAGCAGCAGCAGCAACAGCAGCAGCAGCAACAGUAUUAUCAACGAAAUCAGUUGGAUUCUAUGCUUGGUAAUCUCCAAGCAGACAUGAGUCGCCAAGGUGUAAACACGACCCAAAAGGGAUGCUGCAGCGCUUGCGAGAAGCCGAUCGUCGGACAGGUAAUCACGGCUCUGGGUAAGACAUGGCAUCCGGAGCACUUCACCUGCACCCACUGCCGCGAGGAGCUGGGAACCCGGAAUUUCUUCGAGCGCGAGGGUAAACCCUACUGCGAGAACGACUAUCACAAUCUGUUCUCGCCCAGGUGCGCGUACUGCAACGGACCCAUCCUCGACAAAUGCGUCACCGCACUGGAGAAGACAUGGCACACCGAGCACUUCUUCUGCGCUCAAUGCGGCAAACAAUUCGGCGAGGAGGGCUUCCAUGAGCGCGACGGCAAGCCCUACUGCCGCGACGACUACUUCGACAUGUUCGCCCCCAAGUGCGGGGGCUGCAAUCGUGCCAUCAUGGAGAACUACAUAUCCGCCCUCAACAGUCAAUGGCAUCCAGAAUGCUUCGUAUGCAGGGAUUGUCGGCAAAAGUUUCAAGGUGGCUCAUUUUUCGACCACGAGGGCCAGCCGUACUGUGAGACGCAUUACCACGCAAAGCGCGGCUCUCUGUGCGCCGGCUGUCACAAGCCCAUAACCGGUCGCUGCAUAACCGCCAUGUUCCGCAAAUUUCAUCCAGAGCACUUCGUCUGCGCGUUCUGCUUGAAGCAGCUGAACAAGGGCACGUUCAAGGAACAAAACGACAAGCCCUACUGCCACGGCUGCUUCGACAAACUCUUCGGCUGAGCUUGACAAGUUCGUGCAAUGACGAUGAUUACCCACGUCCACACACGCUCGAAUGACGUUCGCUCAGGUCGCCGCAACAGCAGCAGUGGCUUAUUUCUAUUGCGACUACCAGAGCGUGAUAAUACAAAGUUAAAGUUUUGUAACGAGCGCCCUGAUAGUUACAUUGUUAUCGAUUUGUUUUCGCGUUUUUAUUCACAUUGUCGAUCGCGGAAUCUUCAAUCGUUGCGCGGCAAAUGAAAUGUAUUCUGUUCUUUUGUUUUAAUGGUGCAUUCGAUCGUUGUUGAUUACUUGAAGCAAAAAGGAUUGUAUUUAUACACUCACAUCUAGUUUUUCACGAAGAAGCUUUGAGUAUAGUGCCAAAUGAUAUAAUACAUUUUAACAGAGAUUAGCGGUGUAUUAUUUAUUUUUACAUUGCUCUGUCAAGCCAUCCACUUCAUAUAAAUUUCAGUUAGAUUAAACGACGACUUUAUACGAGUUAUAUUGUCUGUACGCGAUUCUAUACAUACAUUUCAACCGUACUAUACACGAAAAUUAUAAUUAUAAUCAAUAUUGUUAGGUAUGUAGCGAAGAUGUACGAACGAUUGUUUAUAUGAUGCAUUAGAAGAAGUAAAAACAACGAAUUAUAUUAUUUUCAAGUGGUGCUGAAGGCAACCACUCCAUGUCUUUAGUUUUUUUCGAUCGAUAAAAUUACCUGUAUUAUAGUCAGAGUAGCUGUUUUUCUCUAUUUUUAACUAAUUUGUUAUACAAUUAAUGGUCAUAAUGGCUUAAAAUCGCUUGAUAUUAGAUUGCAUCGAUUUUUUUUCACAAAACAUGAUUUCGUAACCGGACGAUAUAUUUUAUUAUAUGUGUAAGAAAACCUGUAAUUUUAAUCAUGUUAGUUAUUAUGUAUAGACAGUUGAAGAAUUUUCAACAUUUUUAAAGCUCAGAGAAUUUGAUAUUACCUAUAAAUAUACCAAUUUUUCCGAUGCAUUUAUGUUUUUUGGUGUAUUCAAAAGUAACAAUUUGUGUAAAUCGUUCAAUUAUUUUUUAGUUUGUAAGCUUUUAAUGUGUAAAAGGUGCUAACCAAAGCUCGAUUAUUAUUUAUAAUUGGUCAAACAUUAUGUAUUUUUCAAAAAAUAACUUUCUUCGUCAGUUCUUUUAGCAA
Molecule: messenger RNA, 3352 nt
Organism: Trichogramma pretiosum
Lineage: Eukaryota; Metazoa; Arthropoda; Insecta; Hymenoptera; Trichogrammatidae
Gene: Pax
Product: paxillin
Exons: 10
Coding region: 349-2208 (619 amino acids)
Source: RefSeq, a predicted model, not a curated record